Molecule: messenger RNA, 1076 nt
Organism: Moneuplotes crassus
Lineage: Eukaryota; Ciliophora; Spirotrichea; Euplotida; Euplotidae
Source: the annotation of a GenBank genome assembly
GUUCCGAAACUGGAGAAAUAAGAACAAAUUAUCUUACGAUCUAAAUUUCACUAAGCAGCUGAUUCUUAUAGGGAAGACAAACCAUUAAAAAGUCCAAUAUCACAUUCGAGAAGCCUAGUGAAGAAAAUACAAACUUAUGAGAAGUGCAUGGCCAACCACAUUCUCAUUUUUGUCCGAUAGAUAGCUUAUUCCUGUGUAAAGAAUGAACCAGUGAUCAUCAAGGACAUUCGAUUGAGUCAAUGGAAAUGGAAAUAGAGAAGUUUAAAUAAAAGCUUGCAAUACAAAUAUGAUGGGUUUAACAAAAUUCUCAGCACAAUUCAGACUGACACACAAGGACCAGACACAAAUAAUGAAAUUAUAAGCCAAAUUUAUGAGGCAUUUGAUAAAAUAAAACAAAAAAUUGAUUACAUUGCUAAUCAGAGAGUAAAGGAAAUCAGAAAUUUGAACAAUUCAUUAAACUUUCCAUCAAGCAACAGAAGUCUGAUUGCUCGCUAUAAGCAGUUCCAGACAGAAUGAGUAAACCAGCUUGCUUUCCUAAAUAGCUACUUUAGUAGUCACAAUUAUAUGAGCUUUUACAUGCGAAAGUCUGAUUUUGAGUACACAAAGGAUAAAAUUCAACAGUACUCAGAAGAGCUUACAUAUUUGAAGAAUAAUAAAGAGUUUGAUUACGGGCUGAAUACAAGUAUAUACAAUCUAGAUAUCAACAUGCUAGAGGUUACUCUCUCGAAAAUAUCUAAAUAACUUGAAAUCAUCAAGUCUAAAAUCUAAAAAGACUUCGACAACAAUGCCUCAUUUCUCAACUUACAAAUAAAAUUGCAAAAAUUACUAAAACUCCGAAACCUUUUAGGAAUUUACCUUCUAAAGCUACGCCUUUUAAAACAGAGGAAAUCCAUUUGCCGACACUGAAGAGUUCCCAUAUUACACCGAGUCCUAGACCAGGAAAUAAUCGCCAACAAGACCUAUGCCAAAUUCCUUCCAGACUUAACAAAGAUCUAGACUUCAGUAGCGACCAUGGGGGUACGGGAACCUAGACAGAGCUGCAGUUAUCAAAGAUAUAACUAUGCGUAAUUAAUGAG